AUGGCACCACAGCCUCUCGUAAAUCGCAUUGGUACACUUGUUCAGCACCCUCAAUUCACUUGGUGGUGCGGUCAUUGUAUCGUAUUUUUUUGUUUCGUUAUUCAUUUAUACUACUGGAUCACUUUUCGUGCUAGUGAAGGUGCAAGCUUUUAUUACACUGCCUAUUUGGGUGCCAUGUUGAGUUAUGGUGUCGUGAUUUACAAAUCAUUUGGUACACCAGCACCAACCUGGGAAUACUUUCAAAAGGUUAACAGAGACGAAAAUGUAUUUUAUCUUGUGCUGGCAUGCGUAUGGUUUAUGAAUGCGCCAGUAUUUGCAAAUAACAGUAUUCAUCCUUACAUCGCAAAUUUGUAUCGACAAGCCAAAUCUGCAGUUAUUUGGGCUGGUCAGUUUCAACCACAAUCUGGCCGGUUUAAUCCACAGACUUCAAAUUCACGUUUUCAGUCGCGAGGAAACACGCACUAA
Molecule: messenger RNA, 465 nt
Organism: Dentiscutata heterogama
Lineage: Eukaryota; Fungi; Glomeromycota; Glomeromycetes; Diversisporales; Gigasporaceae
Source: the annotation of a GenBank genome assembly